Messenger RNA from Coccidioides posadasii C735 delta SOWgp, 786 nucleotides. NCBI's taxonomy places the organism in Eukaryota, Fungi, Ascomycota, Eurotiomycetes, Onygenales, Onygenaceae. The record is from RefSeq and is a predicted model, not a curated record.
AUGGCUCAUAAUCUUAUUCAGUGUCAAAUACUUGUACACAAGGCUGUUGCCGCAGGUGCGAAGGCGCUCUUCCUGCCCGAAGCCUCAGAUUACAUUGCCGCGUCUCCCGCAGAGUCUCUUUUCUUAGUUCGACCGGUUAACGAGAGUGAUUUUGUUUUGGGAUUGCAAAAAGAGGCCAGAUUAGCAAGAUUGCCGAUUAAUGUGGGCAUACAUGAGCCUGCUCAAGGCGGGGAGAAGGUCAAGAAUACAUUAAUUUGGAUUGAUGAGACUGGGAAGAUCACCCAAAGAUAUCAGAAAAUACAUCUUUUCGACGUUGAUAUAAAAGGCGGUCCCGUGUUAAAGGAGAGCAGGAGUGUUGAGAAAGGGAUGAAGAUUGUCCCUCCCUUUGAAACACCAGUUGGUCGUCUUGGGUUAAGUAUAUGCUUCGAUCUUCGCUUUCCAGAAAUCAGCCUAGCUCUGCGGCGACAAGGUGCCCAGAUAAUUACUUACCCGUCCGCAUUUACUAUACCAACCGGCCAAGCUCACUGGGAAACGCUCCUCCGAGCUAGAGCCAUUGAAACGCAAUCGUAUAUUGUGGCAGCCGCUCAAUGCGGCCAGCACAAUAAUAAGCGCUUCAGCUAUGGUCAUUCGAUGAUCGUGAAUCCAUGGGGGGAAAUCGUGGCCAAGCUGGGGUCCCAAUCUGGCGAACCAGAAAUUGCGGUGGCAGAUAUCGACUUUAAACUAUUGGAAAAAGUCCGAAACGAAAUGCCACUGCUAAGGAGGACGGAUAUAUACCCCGAAGUCUGA